Molecule: messenger RNA, 1282 nt
Organism: Lottia gigantea (owl limpet)
Lineage: Eukaryota; Metazoa; Mollusca; Gastropoda; Lottiidae
Exons: 9
Coding region: 1-933 (310 amino acids)
Molecular function (GO): oxidoreductase activity, acting on metal ions
Source: RefSeq, a predicted model, not a curated record
AUGGCCUCGAGUUUUAAAGAUGGUGUCAUGGAGUGUAAGAUUGCCAGAGAGAAAACUGGACAAGGUGAUAAAGACGUAUAUGAUCUUACUAAAGAUUGGAAAGUAAUGGUAACGUAUGGUGCGGCUGCUCCAGGAUACAGGAAAAAUCCCCAUGACGAUUCACUAACUUGGAUUACAGAGAAUACAGUUGAUUUUCAAAAAGCUGUUGAUGUUGCCAAUGUUCCUGUAACUUAUCCUCUUGUAAAAGCACACGCUUGUUUGAUGGUUAUUGCAUGGUUGGCAACAGCAGCUUCCGGUUUAUUGACGGCCAGAUAUAUGAAACCAUACUGGGCCACAAACACCAUUCAGGGAAUGAAAGUGUGGUUUUGGCUCCAUCGGACGUCAAUGGUUUUAACAUUGGUAUUAACAUCAGUUGGUUUCGGUUUGAUUUUUAUCCAAAUUAAAGAUUAUAGUGAGAUCAGUGGACCAUUCUAUCAAAAGGCACAUCCUAUAUUGGGAAUAAUAGUCACCAUUUUAGUCUACAUCAAUGCUAUCAUGUCUAAAUUUAGAAAACCACCAGGAACACCUUAUCGACCAUUGUUCAAUUUUGGACAUUUCUUUGUUGGAACCGGUUCUUACAUACUUGCCAUCUUAACGAUAUUUUCUGGUGUUGAACUUAAAAAGCUGAAGUUACCGAUUGAAAGUUACACUAUACUGAUCAUUUAUUGUGUUCUGAUCUUCUGUGGUUACUCUAUGAUUGAAAUGAUACCUAAAUUACCAGAGAAAAAGGCAAAAGAUGAGAAUAUUGAAAUGGAUGAUCCAACAACAAACGAGCCUGAAGAGGUUAAAAAACCAAAAACAAGAGACCAUCAGAAGAAACUAGUACUGGUAAUACACCUGUUGGCUGCAUGGGCUAUUACAAUAGCUCUUCUAUACUUCAUUAUUAUUAACUGAAGCCAUGCUGUAUCGUGUCGUAGCUCAUGCUUAGAUGGCAUAGUUACUGGUUCUCCCCUUAUUGAAGUUCCGUAUUGCAUCCGCCAGUUGGAUAUAUGAGACGUCAAUUGCUCACCGAGGCAAAUAUCUCGGUCAUAAUUUAUGAGAGCUCAUACUUAGGAGGUAUAGCUUACAACAGAAAUCAUGCAUGGAUUUGAAAGCAUUUACCACAUGAUAUCGUCGUUUAUAAUCUAUCAUAGCCAAUAUAAUAUAUAAGGCGAUCGUUUUUGAUAAUCCUUUACGAGAUCAGAUAUAAAUGUAUUGUAUUUUAAGUGGAAUAAUUGAAUAAAGCGACUAGAUAACUAUUAAA